Messenger RNA from Platichthys flesus (European flounder), 2210 nucleotides. It is a transcript of the gene arid6, whose product is annotated as AT-rich interaction domain 6. The transcript is spliced from 6 exons. Gene Ontology annotation, molecular function: transcription cis-regulatory region binding. The record is from RefSeq and is a predicted model, not a curated record. Gene Ontology annotation, cellular component: nucleus. NCBI's taxonomy places the organism in Eukaryota, Metazoa, Chordata, Actinopteri, Pleuronectiformes, Pleuronectidae. Gene Ontology annotation, biological process: regulation of transcription by RNA polymerase II. Bases 183 to 1970 code for a protein of 595 amino acids.
CUGAGACGGCAUCAGUACCUGGCAGCAGUGAUUUCUCGUCUACUUCUUUCAAAAUUCACAGGAGGAAACACCGGCGUUGUACGAUGCGGUAGCUUGUUCUCUGAUCACCGGGGCUAAGAUAUAAUAUAUUCUAUCCAUAUUCUUUGCAAGUGAAACACAGGUCAUUUCAGGCACAUAAGGAAAUGGCACAAACAGAGAAAACCAGAGAGCUGGUGGACGAGAUCCAGGAGGAACAGUUUCUUAAAGACCUCUACAUUUUCAUGAGGAAGAAAGACAUGCCGAUAGAGAGGAUCCCACAUCUGGGCUUCAAACAAAUUGACUUGUUUGUGAUGUUCAAGACUGUCGAGGACUUGGGAGGAUACCACCAGGUAACUGCGCAGCAGCUGUGGAAGCAAGUUUACAACAGGCUUGGAGGAAACCCCAGAAGCACGAGUGCAGCCACGUGCACUCGCAGACACUAUGAAAAGCUACUUCUGACAUAUGAAUGUCACAAGAGAGGAAUUGUGAUGAAUGCCUUGCCUCAGCAUCAGCCGAGACUCUUGCAUGAUGUCAACUUCAACAAAGACGACGAGGAUGGCCAGAGACCAGCCAAACGCAAACUGUUGUCAGUGCCGCUGCAACAGAGCGCUCCUCAGCUCCAGUCAGAUGCACAUGGAAACAUCUUCCCUCUUCCACUCCACUACUCUCAAUACUAUCGCCCAAACCGUGCAGUUCUGACCCCGUAUGUCCCGUUGUCCCCCCCCAUGUUGACAUCGCAGAAUCCCCCUUCCCCCGAGCCACAGUUCCCUUUCUGUCCACCUCAUCCAAAUCCAACAGACAGGGUCAAGAAGCCACUGGAGCACUUGCGCCACCUGGCAGAACAGUACAAGACCUCAUCCGGGCUGGCUGAGCCCCUGAACCUGAGUGUCAAAGCCCAAAGCCAGGAGACCAACAGAAACCCUGCCUCAUCCUUCGCUCCACCUUCAUCCAGCAAGAACCCAAAGUUUUUGAACCAACCCUCACCUCUGUACGCACCCCAUUAUCCUCCGGUGGUGAGAAACGAUGGAUGCGAGGCUCCAGAUGACGAUGCAAAUGUCACACCGUACUCGUAUCCUGUUAAAGAAGGGGAGGAGUAUGUCAUUGAUGUCGACGCUCUAACAGACUCAAGCAGCCCCAACCUUGAACCUUCUCUGAUGACAGAUGAAGGCAUCACAACUAUGGCACCAAAACCCAGCUCUCUGGAAACAGACUAUAUAAUCCGGCCAAAAAAUGACAGGAAGGGCAGUCCAGAAGUAGGGGGGCUUAAUAUCAGCUACGCUCGGCCCAGCCCCCCUCAAGACAACGGAGGCAAGAUGGAAAUACAGAUACCGCUGUCUAUGUUCCACAGCUGGCUCAGGCUUUGUGGGUCCUCAGCCCAGAUUCAUGGAGCUAAGCAGCUACAGUCACCUCCUACACUGGAGGCACAAUCAGGACAGAGGAACUGCUCGGAUCCAGACAUACUCCCCACCAAUCUCUCCCUACGCUCAGAUCCCCAACCCUGGAGCCCAGCUGCUGAGGAUCUGAGGCUGAGGCCGAGGGCAGCACCAAGCCCCACACCAACCAUCCAGGCAAAUAGCACGAGCCAAAACCAUAUCACCAGCUACAAGCCUUUGCCCUCAGGUGGCAUUCUGAAGCACGCAUCCAGCCGAGAUGUCUACCCAGUAGACCAGCAGGAUAAUAUUCAGUCGUACAGCUCCCAAGUCUCACGAUGCUGGGACACCUACGACAAAGAGACCCACACCGCCCACAUCCGAGGGAAAGUCGCAUCCAGUCCCAUCACAGUUCAGCAAGACUUUACUACUACGUCCUUGUACCAAGACGCACCCAAGGGAGGAAAAGAAAGGUCAGAGAUGGCGCCCUCAGCCUUGCUAAUGGUGAAUUCCAGCUCUCUGCUGCACCUCACCACUGAAGAGGUGAUGAAGCUGAAGAAAAUCAUCUCGAACUCAUCAUGAAGAUCCGUUCAGAUUGUUCCACAGAUAUUCCAACAUCACAUUAAAGCUGACCAUUACUGUUAUGUUAUGUUGCUUUCCAUUUACCAUAAGUUAUCUGUUUCAAAAUGACUUAUCUUUGGAUUCAUAAACUGAUCAUUUAAUAAAUAAUUUAAAUAUGAGAUGAAACUUUAUUUCAUGUAUAAUAUGCACAGUUCCUUUUUUUUAUUCUUUUUUUAUUAAUUUUGUACAGACAUUUCCUAC